CCUGUGAUCACUGCCUGCGGGCUUUGGAGACGGCAGAGGAAAAUGCCCAGCGGCUGCUGGGGAAGAGCUCCCUGGUGCUGCCUCACCCAGAGCAGUGCAGCAUCCGGAAAGAUCUGCACCAGCAGUGUCCCCGGUGCCAGGUGACGUACUGCAGCGCUGAGUGCAGGCAGGCCGCUUUGGAGCAGUACCACCAGGUCCUCUGCCUUGGCCCGUCCCGUGAUGACCCCACGCACCCCCUCAACAAGCUACAAGAGGCAUGGAGAAACAUGCAUUAUCCACCAGAGACUUCCAGCAUCAUGCUGAUGGCCCGGAUGGUUGCCACCAUCAAACAGGCUAAAGACAAGGAGUGGUGGAUCAAAGUCUUCUCCCAGUUCUGCAAUAAGACAGCAAACGAAGAGGAGGAGAUUGUGCACAAGCUGCUGGGGGACAAAUUCAAGGGCCAGCUGGAGCUGCUGCGGUUGCUCUUCACCGAAGCCCUUUAUGAUGAACAUCUCAGCAGGUGGUUCACUCCAGAAGGCUUUCGAUCCCUCUUUGCUCUCGUUGGGACCAAUGGCCAAGGCAUAGGAACCAGCUCUCUGAGCCAGUGGGUCCACGCUUGUGACGCUCUGGAUCUCCCCAUGCUGCAGCGAGAGGAGCUGGACGCCUUCAUCGACCAACUCUACAAGGACAUUGAGAAGGAGUCAGGAGAGUUCCUCAACUGUGAGGGAUCGGGUCUCUACGUGCUCCAGAGCUGCUGUAAGUAA
This is a messenger RNA of Antrostomus carolinensis (chuck-will's-widow), 743 nucleotides long. It is a transcript of the gene SMYD5, whose product is annotated as SMYD family member 5. The annotation marks the transcript as partial. The record is from RefSeq and is a predicted model, not a curated record. The transcript is spliced from 8 exons. Gene Ontology annotation, molecular function: histone H4K20 methyltransferase activity. Gene Ontology annotation, biological process: negative regulation of gene expression, epigenetic. NCBI's taxonomy places the organism in Eukaryota, Metazoa, Chordata, Aves, Caprimulgiformes, Caprimulgidae.